Anastrepha ludens (Mexican fruit fly) is the source of this 6450-nucleotide messenger RNA. It is a transcript of the gene capu, whose product is annotated as protein cappuccino. Gene Ontology annotation, biological process: actin filament network formation; actin nucleation; cortical actin cytoskeleton organization. NCBI's taxonomy places the organism in Eukaryota, Metazoa, Arthropoda, Insecta, Diptera, Tephritidae. The transcript has 12 exons. The coding region runs from base 955 to 6072 and encodes 1705 amino acids. Gene Ontology annotation, cellular component: cytoplasm; actin filament; cytoskeleton. The record is from RefSeq and is a predicted model, not a curated record. Gene Ontology annotation, molecular function: actin filament binding; microtubule binding.
CAAUAAUGUAAACAUAUGUCACAAGAAAAAAAUCACAACCGAAUAAGUGCAAGCGAUUUGGAACGGAUGUGUCAUUUGCAGCCAUUAGCAACCGCAAGGCGUUGGUGGCGGGGGGCCGACAAGGCGCACCAAUAAAUAAAACCAAUAGCAACCGCUGAGGGAGUGUAGAAAGUUGAAUGUAGGAGUUGAAUGAAAAGGGCAGGGGGGCUAAAAAAUAAAUACUCGCACUUGCUUUAGUAGUUUCAAUAAUUCAAUGAAAACCAAAUUAAAGUUAAUUGAAAAAGUCACGAGAGCCACGCAUUUGCAAGUGAAAUGACCACGCAAAGGCAAAAAGCAACAGCAACGGCAACGGCAACAACAGCAACAACGGCAGUCAAAUCAGACUCGCUCAGAACAACACAAACCGCAACAAAUUCACAAACGACAACAAAAACAACAAAACAAAUAAGCGUGCGAGAUAAAAUGAAAUGCCGCACCCAAAAUUUAGGCAAAAGAUAUGAAAAUGCAAAAAGAGCACAAAAACAAUAACAACAACAUAAAAAAGAACAAAUUAAAGAAUUAUAAGCAAACAUCGAAGAAGCGCAAGAGAAAUAACAACUACAUAUAAGCCAAACUAGCAAAGACAACAAAAAUUCUAGAAAACUCCAACAACAACAACAAUCACCUACACUAUACCUACUGUGAUUAAAAAGUAGCACAACAAAAAAAUAGUCAAACUCAAAUUAACAAAAUUUAGCGCAACACACAAAAACCACAAAAGCAAACAAAAACUGGAAUCAAAAAUAAGCACAACAACAACAAACUCACAUCUACGUGUGCUUACUUGCGCACCCAUUAAAAGACACGGUAGAAUUCGUGAAAUUCUUGCACUUCCAAAUAACUUCCUUUCAUUCAAAUUAGCCGAAAUCAAAAUUACGCACUCGCUCAAGCGCAACAUCUCCACCAGCCAAGAGAAUGGGUAAUACGCAAACAAACCACACCACAACACACGACCCUCAAACGCCAACUAAUGGCGCAGGUGGUGGUGGUGGUGGAGGGAGUGGUACGUUGAAAAGUCGGCGCGGCAGUCGGGUGAAAGUUUUUGCACGUUUCGGCCAAAGGAAACAAUCGCAGCUGUCUGUGUUGCCGCCAACGUGCGCGUCCGCGUCAAAGGAGGCCAUCAUUGCCACACCCACUUCGACUUCCGCUUACGAUGAUUCGAUCGAGGAGGAACUAUUGCUACGCCAAAGUCAUGCGGCUGUGAUAAGGCAGUUGGAAGAUGAGCAAAUGGAUUUCCGGAAACCCCAAAAACCACAAUCGGCAAAGAAAAAGAUAUCAAAACUCUUCAGCAGAAAAGUUGAUUAUGAGCCCGAAGAGUCGGCAGCAACAGAAGAUUACAAAAAGAGUACAGGUAGCAAACAAAAGCGUCUUGCACCAAAGCCACCUGAGACAAAAGAACUUCUGAGCGAUAUUACAAAAGAGAGUACAGCGCGCUCACAACAGGUGGUGAUAACGGCACAGCAUGAAAAGGCAGACGAAAUAACUGCAACAGCUAAUAAAGUAAAGCCAUCAAACGAUUUUGAGCAUACAACACCCACAACAACAAGCGCACUAAAGGUUGAGCAAACACCAGCAAAACAAGAUAAUGAAGAUCACCGUGAGUUCAUUGAGCAUCUCUUCGCUGCGGUCGCCAAUAAUAGCAGCAGCGAAGCAAUUGAAACCACAACAGCAGCCGAUGUAGGCAGCGCAACGGACGAUGAGCGCGAUUGGUUAGACUAUGACGACGAAGAAAGCGGGGGCAAUGAUGGUACAGCACAGCAGAGAACGAAUUUUAGAAGCAAGCAAGCAAAACAAACUCGAAAACAUGCCUACAAACAAUUGGAAGAAUCAACAGUUGGAUCUAGCGCGGUGGUGGAAAGUUUCCAAGAGCUUCCAGCGUCUCGCACAACCAUAGACAAUAACGACGCUACUAAGUGGAAUGUCAGCUCAAAGCGAAAUGGCAACGCAUCGCCGACAAAUGAAGAACGAGUUAAAACGUCAAAAAGUGUUAUUAGUAGUGAUUGUGAAGGGGCGCAAUCGAUUAGUCUUGUUGUUGCUGGUGAUUGUGGUUGUGGCAUAGCAAAUCCACAAAGUAUCAAAGAUCAAAGACAAAGAAAAGGUGAAAUUAAUGAACCAACGGAUCAGUGUGUUGACAGUGAAAAAUCUGAAAAAUUCAAGCAAAUUACAAAGCAUGAGAAGACAUUGUGCUCGCGCAGGUUGGUCGUGCAAACAGAAUCAUGGAAAACGGCGAAUGCCAUAAAACGUGUUGAAGUUCAAUAUCGAGAACAAGGAAAAAAGCAAGAGGAAAGUGUGCACAGAAAGACGGUGGAAGCGGAUAGUGCAGUCGCACGCAAAGAAGCCACAGACGCACUGGACGAAGGAGAAGUCUAUGAUGAGUACAACAACAUGCUCGUCUCCGGUCGCCAGUUCAACCGGCAACAGCCACAACAACAACAACAACAAAACUACGAUAUUAUUCUACUCAAGGAAAUGUCAACAAGUUCUGAUUCACUCUUUACAGACCCCAUUUCACCGCGCAGCAUUGGCGAACAGCAGCAACAACAACAACCACUACACCCAGAAGCUGCCAAUGAAGUGGAUAGAAUUUCACGUCCAUUCAAUCGUUUGGCAGCGCGUGGCCUCAACGAUCUACCCACGCUUAUCAAAGAACGCCCGAUUAGCGAGAUCAGCAUAACAUCAGCCGAUACUUCGGGUAUACUCUCGCCGACAACAGCACGUGCUGUGCACGAGCUGCAACGAAGACAUCGCGCCGAUAAGGUAGCGCAUUUGUCAGUCUCACAAACAACUUACUUAGAAUUGGUGCCUGAUACAAGUCCGGAAAUCGAAUCGGAUAGUCCGGAUGAGCAAAUGGCGUUGCAAUUGGGCAAGAAAUUGGCGCAGGUGCUGAGUAGUAGUGGGAGUAGUGGCAGUGCGGCGACAGCGACGCCGCAAGAUGGAACGGCAGCGAACAGCGUAGGUGGCGCGGACCUCUUCAGUAACAUAGCGAAGACAAAGAAGAUUGAGUUGCAUAAUUUAUCGUCGAUGCUGGGAACGGCAGCGAGCGCAACAACAGUGACUUCAACAGAGGAGAAAGCGGAUGCCGGCACCUUGAACAGCAAACAGUCGCCGCCUUUAACAGAAACUCAAUCAACCGUUAUAAUUUCGUUUAAAUCAUCACAAACACCUGUUCAGUCUCAACAGCCAACGCCAGCACCUCCCUCCACGCCUCCGCCAGCAACGAAUUUGAAACGGGAAACCUCCACCCUCGCUACCCCACACGCCAGUACAACAACGGCAACGACAGCAUCGGCAUCGGAAGUUGCUGCAUUAACGCCCACUACUUUAUCCCCGGAAUCAGCCACCAAUGCCAUUACAGCAGCAACACCUUUGACACCCGCCACACCAGCAACUACGCUUAGCAAUAAUGUGCUGAAAAAAGUUGCUACAUUCACGGCUGAGAAGGCAGCAGCAACAGCAGCCAACACUAUUAACGCCAAUGCCAACGGAAGUGCGAGCACCGCAGGCGUAGCUGGGCAUUUGGAGUACAUCAGCGGCUGUCGGCGUUUAUCUUAUGUGCCUGAAAAGUUAAGCUUCGCUGCGUAUGAAAAGUUUGAAGGCCAAAUGCUCAUGAAAUGGCUAAUUUCAUCUCUGCAACAGUCUGGCAACAAUCUCAACGAACAGGACUUGAAUAACCUAACAAUGCAGUAUUGUAACAAUUUGAUAAAUGUGGGUGUGUUAAAGCAGAUUUCCGAGGAAACGGAUAUCAAAAACUUCAGUCCCUUUUAUAUGUACCAAUGGACGCAUACGGAAGCGCCAACCACAUCUGUGCCGCUUACACCCGGCAGACUAGACACAGUAGCGGUGUGGCCGCAUUGCAGCACACCUAGCACAGUGUCGCGCAUACCGAAGGGUGUGCAAGUGGACACCACAGCAGACAUCGCAUUUCAACAGAAUCUCCGCAAGCGUUUGCUUGCCUGCGGCAACCUAACCGAAGUACACAAUGUAGUAAAUGAGUUGCUCACUUCAAGCGAAAUGACACGGCGCCCAUCUAGGCGUUGCAUCGAAUUAACAGAACUCCUAAAUGCGAGCGAAGCAACAGUUUACGAAUAUGAAAAGGUUGUCUCGACAUCAGCUUUAACGAGUGGUGAAGUGAGGAGUCAACAAGCACUCGAUACAGGUGUACAGACAGAAAUAUCAUUGGAGGCGGGUACAGCAACGUGUCCGUUAUGCUUGCCAAAAAUGAAAGAAACCAGUGAUCAAGGCAUACAAACGGAGGCUGAGGCGACAACUAGUGUGCCAAAGCCACCUCCACCGCCCCCACCACCUUAUAAUCCUAGCAUUUCGAAUACUCCUAUAACAGCACCACCUCCACCGCCUCCACCAGCUCCGCCUGCACCACCACCGCCACCACCUCCGCCUGGCAUGAAUGCACCUGCACCGCCACCACCACCACCACCGCCUGGCAUGAAUGCGCCUGCACCUCCACCGCCACCACCACCACCAGCGCCGCUCUCCUCAACAGCUGGUGUGCCACCUCCUCCUCCACCUGCGCUUCCUCCGCUCAAUACUUCAGCUGUGCCGCCGCCUCCCCCACCCGGAGCACCAAAGCCACCUUCAUCCUCAACACCAGCGCCACUGCCAAAUCCAACUGAGGGAGCGUGGUUUCAUACCACAAAUACUCUUCGAAAGACUGCCGUUAACCCGCCUAAGCCUAUGAAACCACUUUACUGGACUCGCAUAGUUACAACUGCGCCACCACCUAGACCUACACCUCCACAAUCGAACACAGACUCCAGUGGCAGCUCGCCAGAAGACGUUCCAGACGCAGCUGCGCCAAAGGAAAUCUGGCAGGAAAUCGAAGAGACAAAUCUCGAUAACAUCGACGAAUUCACUGAGCUUUUCUCAAGACAGGCUAUCGUUCCCGUUAGCAAACCAAAAGAGAAAAAGGAGGUGCGUGUGAAGACAAUGAAAGUUUUGGAUAGCAAGCGUUCCCAGAAUGUCGGUAUUGUUUCGCGUAGUUUGCACGUCGACUUUUGUGAGAUCAAACACGCUAUCUACCAUGUGGACACAUCGGUUGUAAGUUUAGAGACAUUACAACAAAUAAUUAACAUUAAAGCAACAAACGAGGAACUGGAAUUGAUAAAGGAGGCGGCACAAAGCGACAUACCACUCGACUAUCCAGAGCAAUUUCUGCUAAAAAUCUCACAGAUCUCAAUGUCUACGGAACGUAUUUCCUGUAUUGUCUUUCAAGCCGAGUUCGAGGAAGCCGCAACGGUAGUUUCGCGAAAACUGGAAGUUGUUACACAGCUUUCACAGUACUUGAUCGAGAGCGAAGACCUGAAACUGGUGUUCACCAUAAUACUCACGCUGGGAAAUUAUAUGAAUGGCGGAAAUCGACAACGUGGUCAAGCGGAUGGUUUUACACUAGAGAUUUUAGGGAAACUCAAAGAUGUCAAAUCCAAAGAGUCGCAGACGACGCUGCUGCACUUUAUCGUACGCACCUAUAUUAGUAGGCGACGAAAAGAGGGAGUACAAUUGCUGGAGAUGGCAUUGCCCAUACCAGAGCCCUCGGAUGUGGAGCGAGCAGCACAAGUGGAUUUUGAUGAGGUCAAACUCCAAGUAAUGGAACUUCAUAAGAAGUUAAAAGCCAAUAAAAAGACAACGGAGCGUGUGGUGCUAGCCUCGACUCCAGACAGUUUGGAGCCAUUCAAAUCGAAAAUGGAAGAAUUCAUAGAGAGCGCAACAAAAACUAUUGAUAAGCUUUAUAAAGACUUGGAUGAGUCGCGUGAGACGUUCAUCGAAACAAUGCGUUUCUAUCACUUCACACCCAAAUCUCGUGCGCUGGAGCAAUGCACACCUGAUCAGUUCUUUGAGUAUUGGACGAAUUUCACCAAUGACUUUAAGGAUAUUUGGAAAAAGGAGAUUGCCACGUUGUAUGACGACUUGUUACGCAAGUCCAAGCAAAUUCAAACACAAUCACGAAAAAAUGUAAAAACUACAAAACUGAAGCCAGGUGGCCUUAAGGAACGUAUCUUGCGAUUGAGCAAAAAAUAAAUGCGCGUAGCAGUGAAAUUUUUAAUCGACAAAAAAGAUUUAAAAUAAAUGUAAUAUUUAUUAUGUAGCUUAAAGCAUUAUUUUGAAAGUAGAUGGAAAUGUUUUAGGCAUUAUAUUUGUUGCUUUAGUGACUAGCUAAUUGAGUAUUAAAUUAUUUGCAAAUACAAGCGAAUGCCCGUAAAUAUGCACAUAUACACACACACACACACACACACACAGAUACAAUAGAAAGUAGCCUUAUAUUACAUUUAGCGAUUAUACUAAUUUAAUUUUGUAUACGAAGCAUUAUUAAUUUUAAUUUUUUUAAAGAAACUGCAACUAUAUUUAAUUUGAAAUUGUUAAAUAAACAAGUUAAAAAAUUAUUAAAAAUUUGAAAAA